CUGCAAAAUGAACAGGGUUAAAGUUCUGCAGGUCUGGCUGUGUUGUGUGUCGCUGUGGCGUUUCUGGGUUUCUCACGCCGUUCCUCUGGACUGUAAGGACGAGACCGGAUCUCUCACACACUGUACUUCAAUCUCCCAGGAGAAACUUCUAGAUCGUGUCAUCCAACAUGCAGAGCUCAUCUACCGUGUGUCUGAAGAGUCAUGCACUCUUUUUGAGGAGAUGUUUGUCCCGUAUCCUCUGUAUGCUUUGAGAAACCAGGGAGGAAACAUGUGCCACAGCAAGCCCUUCCCGAUCCCAAGCUCCAAGAGUGAGAUUCAGCAGAUAUCGGAUAAAUGGCUCCUUCACUCGGUCCUGAUUCUGGUGCAGUCGUGGAUGGAGCCGCUGCUGUAUCUGCAAACUACUCUGGAUCGUUACGAUGACGCCCCCGACGCUCUGCUCAACAAGACCAAGUGGGUUUCUGAUAAACUGCUCAGCCUGGAGCAGGGGGUGGUGGUCCUCAUCCGCAAGAUGCUGGAUGAAGGAAUUCUGACGUCCUCGUCCGCCAUCGAACACGCGCUGGCUCCAUACGAUGGACAAUCUCCAGAGGUGCUGGAGUCUGUCCUCAGGGACUACAACCUUCUCACCUGCUUCAAGAAGGACGCCCACAAGAUGGAGACCUUCCUCAAGCUGCUCAAAUGCCGUCAGAGCAACAAGCUCAGUUGUCUUUCCCACUAAAUAUGCUUCUUGUAUGGAAAGAAAAAGCUUUAUUUUG
Molecule: messenger RNA, 752 nt
Organism: Rhinichthys klamathensis goyatoka
Lineage: Eukaryota; Metazoa; Chordata; Actinopteri; Cypriniformes; Leuciscidae
Gene: smtla
Product: somatolactin alpha
Exons: 5
Coding region: 8-715 (235 amino acids)
Biological process (GO): positive regulation of receptor signaling pathway via JAK-STAT; positive regulation of growth; animal organ development
Cellular component (GO): extracellular region
Molecular function (GO): growth hormone receptor binding; growth hormone activity
Source: RefSeq, a predicted model, not a curated record